Molecule: messenger RNA, 815 nt
Organism: Schistocerca serialis cubense
Lineage: Eukaryota; Metazoa; Arthropoda; Insecta; Orthoptera; Acrididae
Exons: 5
Coding region: 95-703 (202 amino acids)
Source: RefSeq, a predicted model, not a curated record
UUUUCAGAAGAAAAAUGGUAUAAAAUGCGUUGAUUCCGCAUCAGAGUGGCACUUCUCAGCAGCAGCAGAACCAGCAGCAGCAGCAUUUACCGACAUGGCGUCCAAACUGAUCAUCUUGUUCGCUCUGGCCUCUGUGCUCCAGAUCGGCACAUCGACUCCCACGUGGGGUCUUAUCGGCGGUCUGGGAGACGUACUCGGAUCGCUUGGACAGGCCGUAGGUACGAUGGUCAACGCCACCCACGAAGUCGUCUCGGGUAUCGAGAAUACUGUCAACACUGCUAUCCAGACGGGAGAGGAUCUUCUCGUGGACGCCCUUAACACGACUGCUAACGUCGUGUCUGACAUACAGGAGGAUGUCCAAGACCAAGUUGAGACCGCGGUAGAAGGAGUUCUGAACCUGACCGGCAGCGUCUCGUCUGGCAUUCUGAACUCUGUGUCUUCGCUGGCCAACGGCAUCGGCAGCGACGUGGCUCAGGUGAUCGGCCUGCUCGACAACGCGGCCGAAGACAGCGUCGACGCCAUCGUCCAGCUGACGACGAACGCCACCGCCUCCUUGAACCAGCUGGUGGACCUCGCACAGGCAGUGGGCAACGCGAAGCUUAACAUGGUCGUGUCCUCACUCAAAGGGGCUGUGGACACUGUGACGUCACUGGUGGAUUCUCUGGUAGCCGCCAGCAGCAACAGCACAAGCAGCAGACGUUAAAAGUCGGCGCCAGCGUGGAGGAGAGAUUCAUCAGCUUCUUUGUCCUAACAGAUGUACUGUAAUGAUGCGACGCCAUUCGGAAUUGCUGAAUAAAAAUGUGUAAAUGAAAUAA